AUUUUAUCGGAUGACUUAUUAAUAAAAUUAAAUUGUUAAUUCGUUUUACACUAUAUUUCUUUUACCUUUCAAUUGUGACAUUCAUUCGUGAGUUUUAUUAAAAUGAUUUUUUUUAUUUCCCCCAUAGUACUUUUCUUUUGAAAUAAUGAUUACAUAGGUUAAGUUAUUAAAAAAAAUUCUUUCGUUGUCAUCGAUCGGUGUCCUACUUAUGGAAUGAACCCUCAAUGAAUUGAAUCAGUUGGAGUUAUGGUACUCUCGAUGGGAAAGGAGUCCUUUCUAUUAACCUUGUGAUGUAAGAUAACAAUUAUCUGAAGUAGCGGAGAGAAAGGGUAGUGACAUCAGUCUUAGUUUAACUAGUUACAAUGGAUGUCAGAGUGUUGUCUAUACAAAGUCAUGUGGUGAGGGGUUAUGUUGGAAAUAAAAGUGCCACAUUCCCUUUACAGGUGCUCGGUUUUGAUGUUGAUGCAAUAAAUUCUGUUCAUUUUUCAAACCACACUGGCUACCAACAUAUUAGAGGACAAGUAUUAAAUGAAGAAGACCUAGGAACUGUUAUUGAUGGCCUUUUUUCAAAUGGUUUGAAUUAUUAUUCUCAUCUCCUUACUGGUUAUGUGGGUUCACCUUCAUUUUUGCAAAAAAUUGCAUCAGUCGUCGAAGAUUUGAAAAAGAGUAAUCCUAAUAUGAUUUAUGUUUGUGAUCCAGUAAUGGGUGAUAAUGGAAAAAUGUAUGUACCUGAAUCUCUUCUCCCUAUAUAUAGGGAUACCAUCAUUCCACUUGCUGAUAUCAUUACACCGAACCAAUAUGAAUUGGAACUUUUGACAGGCAAGCAGAUAAAAAAUGUAGAUGAUGCAUGGGCAGCAAUUGACAGCUUCCAUGAAAAGGGCUGCAAACAUGUAGUGGUAUCUUCCUCUGAGCUGGGCGAUGAAAAAAAUUUAGUUGCUUUUGCUAGCAGUAUUAAAGGUGGAAAGAAGACAAAAGUCACUGUUAACAUACCAAAAUUAAAUUCCAACUUUACUGGAACUGGCGAUCUCUUUGCAGCUUUAUUAUUGGCAUGGAUGCAUAAGACUGAUAAUGAUUUAAUCCAAUCAUUAGAAAAUACUAUCGGCACCUUACAAGCUGUUUUAAAGAAAACACUUUCACAUGCUUUGGAACUAUCCAAAGGCUCGCCCCCCACUCCUGAACAAUUAGAGCUGAGAUUAAUUCAGAGCAAGAAUGAUAUUGAGAAUCCGGAGCCAAAUGUCCAAUGUCGAAUAGUUGCCUGAAUUCUACCAGUACCUGAAUAUAAUUGUUAUUGUUAUACUAAGCUAAGAGAAAUCAAUAUACUAACUAUACCAUAAUCUAGUUAAAAUGCAAUUAACAUAUAAAUGCUUAGAAUUGUGAGAUUAUAUUGCUAUAGUUAGAAGCAUGUUGAAGUUAAUCACCAUUCUUAG
Nezara viridula (southern green stink bug) is the source of this 1427-nucleotide messenger RNA. NCBI's taxonomy places the organism in Eukaryota, Metazoa, Arthropoda, Insecta, Hemiptera, Pentatomidae. The record is from the annotation of a GenBank genome assembly.